Molecule: messenger RNA, 1188 nt
Organism: Anarrhichthys ocellatus (wolf-eel)
Lineage: Eukaryota; Metazoa; Chordata; Actinopteri; Perciformes; Anarhichadidae
Product: transgelin-like
Exons: 5
Coding region: 206-811 (201 amino acids)
Biological process (GO): actin filament organization
Cellular component (GO): actin cytoskeleton
Molecular function (GO): actin filament binding
Source: RefSeq, a predicted model, not a curated record
CUCUCUCUCUCUCUCUGUGCAUGUAUGUGUGUGUGUGUGUGUGUGUGUGUGUGUUGAAGUCAUAUAUUUCAUACGAGGGUGUUUACUGUAUUUGUUGGCAGUCUUGUAGGGUACACUCGGCACUGUGUUAUAAGGAAGAAGAAGAGCAGCAACACAAGCCCUAACCCACCUGUAUUCACCUGAAAGCUACUACACAAAGUUCAGCAUGGCAAACGUCGGUCCUUCCUUUGGUCUGUCCCGAGAGGUACAGAGUAAGAUUGAUAAGAAAUACGACCCAGAACUGGAGGAAAGGUUGGUGGAGUGGAUCGUCGCUCAGUGUGGCGCUGGAGUGGGCCGGCCUGAGCCAGCCAAGAUCGGAUUCCAAAACUGGCUCAAGAAUGGAGUUGUGCUGAGUGAGCUCAUCAACAGCCUGUAUGCUACCAACCCGCCAAUAAAGAACUUUAAGAGCUCCAGCAUGGUGUUUAAGCAGAUGGAACAAAUAUCCCUGUUCCUCAAAGCAGCAGAAAACUAUGGAGUCACCAAAACUGACAUAUUUCAGACUGUAGAUCUCUUUGAAGGCAAGGACCUGGCCGCUGUCCAGAGGACCCUGAUGGCUCUGGGUAAUUUGGCUGUCACAAAGAACAACGGCUGUUACAAAGGAGACCCCAACUGGUUCCACAGGAAAGCCCAAGAGAACAGGAGAGAUUUCUCAGAGGAACAGCUGACCGAAGGCAAAAAUGUCAUCGGCCUGCAAAUGGGCACAAACAGAGGAGCAUCUCAAGCUGGAAUGACGGGCUACGGACGACCCAGGCAGAUCAUCAACAAACCAUGAAUCCACACAGAGCUUAAACUCUCCUUCUCCUGCCCUCUGAAAGGCCAACUAGGACCAUGAGAAGUGUAACCCGACUGUUUUCAAGGCUAAACUGGACCAAAAUGGGGACCAAUGAGAACAUGUGCACAUACUUCAUGUUGAGUAGGCCUACACAAAUAGAUACCUUAAACAGUGUAAAGUUGACAGAGCAUUUGACAUAGUAAAUUGUAAAUGAUAGUUUGUUCUUAAUUAAAGGAUAAUUUCAGUUGUUUUACAUGUGUUAACCCACUUCCUAAAAAUCAAAUGUGCCUAACUGCAAACCUAAGAUUUUAGAUUUUUUUUGUUGCCUUCCAAACAUCCAGAGGUUUCAGUUCAUUAUAAAAUCAUCUUGCAUUUAA